Molecule: messenger RNA, 472 nt
Organism: Phoenix dactylifera (date palm)
Lineage: Eukaryota; Viridiplantae; Streptophyta; Magnoliopsida; Arecales; Arecaceae
Source: RefSeq, a predicted model, not a curated record
CCCUCUCCCCCCUCGCUCUCUCGAAAGGAAGCCAAUCCCCCCUCUUUCUCUGCCUCCUCCCCUUCCGCCAUGAACCGGAGGCUUCGAAGCCCCAACGCCAAGAUCGAGGGGCGGUUCCACCGGUACCUGAGGCCGGGUGCCCUCGCCCGGCUCCGGGACUCCAGGAUUUCUGCCCGAUCUCCCCGAUCUACCCUUAAGAUCCCGAUCCCCCGCCUAUCCCCUCCUUCCUCCCCACAGGCCACACCAAACGCGGCGGCGGCCGCCGCCGCCUCCCGGAUGGACGGCUCUCCUUACUUCGCCGUCAGGUCCCAUGGCCCCCGGUUCCUGCAGCGGAAGAAGCUAGUCGCCGCCAAGUCCAUAUUUUUCGUCCCCUCGAGCCCAUCGGGGCCGGAGUUGUCGGAUGCUGUUGUGGAUGUAUUUAACUCCGAUCUCAUUGUAGCUCACUGAAUAGAAAUAAACGGGGACUUCUUUC